AUGCUGUCGUUCAUAGCUGAGUACACCAACCUUCCUAAAACGGCUGUGUCUGCCCAGGCCCUGAUGGACUAUUUCUACUGGUACACCUACUUCGCAGAGGUCUACAGCAUUGGCACUAAGUACCUCACCGAGCUGAAGGCCCCAAAGUACGAUCCGGAGUUAUUUUACACUCCCACGACGAGAUCUUACCUGUUUGUGCCCGGCGGGAAAGGGAAUGGGAACAACGUUCUGAAUGGAUCGUAUGUUGAAGCCUCAAGCUCCACUUCAGACAACAUGGCUGGAACUCACGCAAGCUACUAUGCGGCUGGUGGUUUAGCCGGUAUUCUUGCGCUUGCCUUGUUGUAA
Molecule: messenger RNA, 345 nt
Organism: Candidozyma duobushaemuli
Lineage: Eukaryota; Fungi; Ascomycota; Pichiomycetes; Serinales; Metschnikowiaceae
Exons: 1
Coding region: 1-345 (114 amino acids)
Source: RefSeq, a predicted model, not a curated record